Molecule: messenger RNA, 639 nt
Organism: Telopea speciosissima
Lineage: Eukaryota; Viridiplantae; Streptophyta; Magnoliopsida; Proteales; Proteaceae
Exons: 2
Coding region: 1-639 (212 amino acids)
Source: RefSeq, a predicted model, not a curated record
AUGAGGAAGGCCUAUGACAGGUUGGAAUGGAGUUUCAUUGAAGGUAUGCUUCUUAAGUUGGGUUUCAGUAGAAAUUGGGUGCAACUUGUUAUGACUUGUAUCACUUCAGUUUCUUAUAGUCUUCUUGUUAAUGGGUGUAUUAAGGGGGCUAUUUCCCCAUCUAGGGGAAUCCGCCAGGGGGAUCCAAUCUCGCCUUCCAUUUUUAUUCUCUGUUCUCAAGCUCUUACAGCUAUUAUUAAGAAGGCUGAAAUGGAGGGUAAUCUCAAAGGGGUGAAAGAGGUUAACUCUCUAAAGGACUGCUUGGAUCUCUACUGUAGUGCUACAGGUCAAGCCAUUAAUUUUCAUAAAUCCAGCCUUAUGUUUAGUCCAAAUACUCAUGAAAGAAUAAAGAGAUGGUUUGCUAGAAUUCUUAAGGUGAAGCAUGGCGAUGGACCAUCAAAGUAUUUGGGAUUACCUACACACUUUGGGGUAACCAAAAAAGAGGUCUUUGAUGAUAUCAAGGAAAUGACUCUUAGUAAACUCCAAGGCUGGAAAGGGAAGUUAUUGUCUCAUGUUGGAAAAGAAGUGCUACUUAAAGCAAGUAGCUCCUAUGGCAAACUAUGCCGCUUCUCACUUCAAGCUUCCUUCGUCCUUUCAUGA